This is a messenger RNA of Protopolystoma xenopodis, 471 nucleotides long. Lineage: Eukaryota; Metazoa; Platyhelminthes; Monogenea; Polystomatidea; Polystomatidae. The record is from the annotation of a GenBank genome assembly.
GAAAGUUUACUCCGUCCGGCUAACAAGUUGACAGCUUCACUGCGCGCCUCAACGCUUCCUCUACGUCGACUUGAGCCAGCCGUUUCGGUAGGCUCAACAGCACGUGGCCCCGUCAAGGCACAAGUUGCCUCGGUAGACGAUAGAAGUAGUAUCGGAGAGGCCACCGUCAACUCCCCUGCUGGCCCCGAGGCUGAUUUUAGAGCCGGCCCACUCGGAGAUGAUGUCUGCAUGAAUGUUGGGCAUUGUAAAACUGCCACAGUCACUACAAUGUCAUGUUCCACGUCUACUGCUACCCCACCAACAACCUUUUCCGGCACUCACCUCCCUGCCGUGGCUCCAGCAUCCUUGCCGGAAGCUGUGGUGGGAUUUUCAAAUGGCUCUGGUGCAUUACUUCAUUCCCAUUGCCAGCCGCUCGGCCUUGAUGAGUUUGGUCCUGCGGUCUCGACGACAUCCUCACCUACGGAGGCCUAG